AUGCAGUAUGGGAAUAAGGAAGCUUGUGUGGGAAGACCUUCAACUCUAGAGUUCAGUAUCAGCCCAAGUAGUUGGGCUGAUAAAAAGGUAAAGGACAUCAUAAACAAGAAGGAGAUAAGCCAACAAUAUGAGGUCAUAUGGCCAGAGGAAGGCUGCCCAUGUCCCAUCUUCAAACUCAUAUUUCCUCCCAGAAUGUCUUCCAAUCGAAGUAUCAUGACAAAGGUUGUCCCAAUGUACAAAAUUGUGCAGUACAAAAUCAACCAUGUGGUCUGGGAGGCCAUCAGAGAAACAAUUACCAGCUUCAUGAAUAACGGAGUACAGGUCAAAACUGAUCUGGCUGCAGGGAAGGUUUACCUUGUUGGAAAGUCCAAGAGGGUAACUGAGGUUAAUCCAACAUUUAGAAACCUGGUAGAGGAAACUACUAGACGGAUAGAAAAAAAGAAUCAAAGUCUGACUGAGGUGGUACCCAUGUCCCCGGCCCAAUAUCAGAUAAUGUGUAUGAGCGGCCUAGAGAAGCAGAUGAUGGAGCAAACGAUUCGGAUAUCAGGAUUGAGAUAUGAAGUUCUCACUGCCAAACGUGAGCUAUACAACGUUCAGCAACAAAUUAAAUCCAAAUGCUUCAAGGGAAGUCCACACCUUGUCCAGUUUCUGGUGUUGACUAGUGAUGAAAAACUGUCCUGUCUCCUCUUUGCACAACACAACAUUAAUGCUCUGCUGGAAACUGAUGAUAAUGUUGUUAAACUGACUGCUUACUCCGAGGAGGUCUUGAAGGAGGCUGAAAAACAAUUGAAACAAGGACUGACGUGCGUGUCCAUCUUUGUUGAAGAGAAGGGUCUCCUGGGAAGUCCCGAGUGGAGAAGUCUACUCUCACACAUGAACACGACCUUAAAUGCAGGGAAGUGCACAGUUCUCAUACUGAAAUGUCCUCCCGGGGCCCAGAAUGAUGUGGUCAUCACGGGUCUGACUUCAAAUGUACAAAAGUGCCACCAAAAAGUCAGUGACUUUCUGAAGAAUAAUUCCACAAUACGAGUAGGUGUUCCAGUCAAGUCCAAGGUAAUGAUGCAGUUCAUUGAGGACAGAAGGAAGGACAUUUGGGGGAAGAUGUCGAAAAAAGUAAACGUGACAAAGAUUGGGGACAGGAUUUGCUCGUCAGGCCCGAGGGUGCAUGUUCAGGAGGCAGCGUUGCUCAUUAAGAACUUUCUGUCCUCACUUCAUUGCGAUACCCUGCUCAUCGAUAAACCAGGAGCCAAGACAUUUUGUGUAAUGAAUGAAAAGGUUCACGUUGCAGCUGCCAAGGAAGAAUUUAACUGCGCAAUACAUUUACAGGAGGCUACUAUUAAAGACUUUGUACCGGGUGAUGCCAAAUACCAAGUUACACUUCCAAAUGGGUUGAUCAUCUCCGUCUACAAAGGUGACCUGUGCCGUCAUAACGUAGAUGUCAUUGUUAAUGCAGCCAAUGAAGACCUACAACACAUGGGGGGCCUGGCCAAUGCCAUUUUGAAAGCAGCUGGACAUAAGCUGCAGGACGACUGUGACCGUAUCAUCAGGAAGAAUGGCAGAGUGUCCCCUGGAGACUCGGUAAUCACUGACGCGGGUAACUUGCCAUGCAAACAGGUCAUACAUACCGUCGGUCCCCGGUGGUCUGCGCGUUUGCGCUCAUUUUGUGAACGUCUUCUAAGGAGGGCCAUCACCACCAGUUUGCAGCUGGCUGCUGAGAACAACCACCGUUCCAUAGCGAUCCCAGCAGUCAGCUCCGGUAUUUUUGCUUUCCCUCUAAAGUUAUGCAUUGAACAUAUAGUGGAAGCUGUACGGAUCUACGUGGAGAACCAGCAGACCACCCUGCGGAGAAUACAUCUUGUGGACACGAGUGAGGAAACUGUGAGGAUUUUCUGCGAAGUUACUAAAGACAAAUUUGGUAACCAAACUAACAUCAUUCCACCCAAAGCACCAGCGAUCCAGCAUGACAUAAGAGUGGAAGAUAGUAAGAAGAUACAGGUACCGGUGAUAGGAGACAAUGUCCUGAAGACCAAGGAAGGGAUGAUCAUCAAGCUGCUUCAGAAGAACAUUGAAGACUGUACGGUAUUAUUGACAUCUGCAUUAGCUAACAUUGUUUUUUUCUUUUGA
Nanorana parkeri is the source of this 2124-nucleotide messenger RNA. RefSeq names its product poly [ADP-ribose] polymerase 14-like. Gene Ontology annotation, biological process: negative regulation of gene expression. The transcript has 2 exons. The record is from RefSeq and is a predicted model, not a curated record. NCBI's taxonomy places the organism in Eukaryota, Metazoa, Chordata, Amphibia, Anura, Dicroglossidae. Gene Ontology annotation, molecular function: transcription corepressor activity. Gene Ontology annotation, cellular component: cytoplasm; nucleus. Bases 1 to 2124 code for a protein of 707 amino acids.